GUUGUGUCCUUUUUUAACCAAUCGCAGAAGCGCUCUUAGACUGCGAUACAAACACUUCCUGAGUCAAAGGACUGUUGUUGCGUUGUCAAGAUGGCUGGGCAUGAUCAUCUGUCUUUGUGUUUGUGCGACUUAAUCAGAUUAUUGUGGUCGUUGAUUUUGCCAUGCGUCUACCUGAGCGUGGUCCUGACGUUGCUGCUGGCCCUACUCAUCAUGGGCAUCCGGAUGUGGCUGCAGAAUUGUCGCAAAGCCCAAGCGAUCUCACAGAACGGCGCUCCAACGGUGGCCUUCUUCCAUCCCUAUUGCAACGCCGGGGGAGGCGGGGAGCGGGUGCUCUGGUGCGCCAUCCGAGCCCUCCAGAACAAGUACCCUAACGUGUCUUUCGUGGUUUACACCGGCGAUCAAGGAGUAACAGGGGAGCAGAUCACCGAAGGUGCCCGGCAGCGCUUCAACAUCCGUCUGCCUCGCCCGGUGAACUUUGUCUUCUUGAAAAACCGUGCCCUGGUGGAGGCUAGCUCCUACCCGCACUUCACCCUGCUGGGCCAGAGCAUGGGCUCCCUGUUCCUGGGCUGGGAGGCCCUCACGUCCCACGUCCCUGAUGUUUACGUAGACUCCAUGGGCUACGCGUUCACCCUGCCUGUGUUCCGGUACCUGGGAGGCUGCAGGGUGGGCAGCUAUGUUCACUACCCCACCGUCAGCACCGACAUGCUGUCUGUAGUGCGGGACAGGAACCCCAGGUUCAACAACGCAGACUACAUCUCCGCCAACCCCCUGCUGAGCGCAGCCAAGGUGCUGUACUACUGUGCCUUCUCCCUGCUGUACGGCCUGGCCGGUUCCUGCAGCGACGUCAUCAUGGUCAACUCCACCUGGACGCUGGGACACAUCCUGGCCCUGUGGCGCACCCCCGGCCGCACCUCGGUGGUCUACCCUCCCUGCGACGUCCGCGCCUUCCUGGACCUCCCCCUGGAGACAGAGGACGACACGGAGGACGGCUGGGAGAAGCUGGGACAGGAAGUCGGGGCCGGAGACAGGAAGUGCCAUUCCAUCGUGUCGGUCGGGCAGUUCCGUCCGGAGAAGGACCAUCGCCUGCAGAUCAGGGCGUUCCGGAAGCUUCUGGAAGGGAAGGGGGCAGGGGAGGGGGGGCGGGAGUCGGUGAGGCUGGUGCUGGUCGGAGGGUGUCGGAACCAGCAGGAUGAGGAGAGGGUGCUGGUGCUGAAGGGGCUCUGCCUGGAGCUGGGCGUGGCAGACAGGGUGGAGUUUAAACUGAACGUGUCGUUUGAGGAGCUGAAGCGGGAGCUGGCGCAGGCGACCAUCGGCCUGCACACCAUGUGGAAUGAGCAUUUCGGAAUAGGUGUGGUGGAGUGCAUGGCUGCAGGAACAGUGAUCCUGGCUCACAAGUCUGGGGGGCCCAAGCUGGACAUUGUGGUGCCCUUCGAGGACGGCCAGACCGGCUUCCUGGCGGACAGCGAGGAAAGCUACGCCGCCGCCAUGGAAACCAUCCUGGCGCUGUCGCCCGCGGCCAGACUGGAGAUCCGUCAGAACGCCAGGCGGUCGGUGGAGCGCUUCUCAGACCAGGAGUUUGAGGCUUGCUUCCUGUCUGCAGUGGAACCUCUCGUGGGAGUGGUGUUGCGAUGAGGAUGGUCGAUCUGACAUCUCCCCUCUCCACAGACUGUGACCCCUCAGCCCCUCUCUCUCUCUCUCUGGCCUGGGUGUGGACCAGCACUGCUGCCCUAUCCAAGCUCUGCUUGGCUACAGGGUCUAUUAUUCUUAUUGUUAAAGAACAGCUAGCAGGCUUGCUUGUCAGUGGUCUUAUCUGUGCUUUAACUAUGUUUCACUGAAGUGGAGGAGUCUCUUAGCUGAGGGUGGGAUUCUGGUUUAGACAUUCUUAUUUAUGUUUACAUUAAAGGAGUACUUGAAAUUGUAUUUUUUUGACCAAAAUUGUAAAAUAAAUCUGACCAAAUUUCUCUCUCUGCAGAGAUUAAAAAAUACAGAUGUGUCAAAAAGCAUUGUCAAAUGUUAUUAAAAAGGAAAUGUAUAUAAAGUAAAAUAGUUAUAUUAUAAAUAGUAUAUUGUUGUGAAUGUGGUAUAUGGACUUGAAAAAAAAAAAGAUUAUAUUCACUUUAGUUUCAACAAUACUGUAUAUUUUAACACAGUUGACAUCUGGUAAAUGCUUGCUUCCACUGCAUACCUGAGGGUGGACAAUCUUCCACAUUUCAUGCUUUUAUCACAGGCUACUACAGCGCUGGACGUUGGAGAGAAGGUUUAUACUGUCUCAGUUCGCUUCAUCUUGCAGGAAUAACAACAAAACUAAACAAUUUUAAAGCACUUUAGGAGUUUUGAAGUCCAUGAUCAAAUUCAGUCUUAUUUCAUGUAAAUCCAGGAAUUCACAUCUUGUGUUUUUGCAGUUUACAUUUCUCACAUCUCAAAAUAAAGAAUGAUAUGGAUAUGAA
Molecule: messenger RNA, 2447 nt
Organism: Osmerus eperlanus (European smelt)
Lineage: Eukaryota; Metazoa; Chordata; Actinopteri; Osmeriformes; Osmeridae
Product: GDP-Man:Man(3)GlcNAc(2)-PP-Dol alpha-1,2-mannosyltransferase-like
Exons: 5
Coding region: 91-1632 (513 amino acids)
Biological process (GO): protein N-linked glycosylation
Cellular component (GO): endoplasmic reticulum membrane
Molecular function (GO): GDP-Man:Man(3)GlcNAc(2)-PP-Dol alpha-1,2-mannosyltransferase activity
Source: RefSeq, a predicted model, not a curated record